Messenger RNA from Daucus carota subsp. sativus, 2461 nucleotides. Its product is annotated as pentatricopeptide repeat-containing protein At1g08610. The record is from RefSeq and is a predicted model, not a curated record. Gene Ontology annotation, molecular function: protein binding. The transcript is spliced from 2 exons. Bases 300 to 2084 code for a protein of 594 amino acids. Lineage: Eukaryota; Viridiplantae; Streptophyta; Magnoliopsida; Apiales; Apiaceae.
AGCACCAUUGGAGAUGCUCUAAUUAAAAUAAAAACUACAAUCAUGAACCCUAGUGAUUAACCAAAACUAACCCCCCCAAAAAAAGCCUCGCGGAUACAACAGUAGAACAAAAGCAGCUGUCAAAAGAAUUGGAGAGAUAGAGUGACAAGAAUAUUUUGCUUAAUUGUUCUUCAAGUUCUUGCUGAGACAGUCGGGGAACUGUUGAAAUUUGUAGAGAAUUGGUGGGAUGAGGAGUGUAAUGGGUCAUUGUCCUCAUAGAAUAUGGUUAGUUUGUGGGCAGGUUUUUGAUUAGUAUAAAUAUGUCAGUUUUUCAGACAUCAGCAGUUGAGAUUUCUAGUCUGCAGAGGCUGCAUUUUAAUGGGAACCAUAUGGAUUACAGUUCCGCAACCAGUCAUAAUUCUUUAAACGAUAUCGUGUCUGUUUUUCUCAGCCCUUAUGUCAAGGUUAGUAGAAGUGUUCAGUUGUACCAGCAGUCUGCAGUUGGCAAUGUGUCAUGGAGAAAUGUAGUCUCAUUGCGUUGUAGAGGUCAGGUUAGAAGUGUUUCCGUUGAUGGAGUCAAUAGCAGUGCACAUGAUCGGUGGACCUCAGAUAAAUAUGUAGCCAAUGUUGUUAGGAAAUCUAGACAAAUGGUACAAACCGAGAAGCCUCCUAAUUUUUCAAAAGCUUCUUCUCAUGGGCUGUAUGUUGAUAAUAGUGAGGAAACCAACAACAAGAUCCUUCAAACUUUAUGUAAUCGUAGAAAGUUAAUCAAUGCGUACAAAUUGGUUGUUGUAAUGACGAGUCGAAACCAAAUUCCUUUUGCCCCUUACUGCAUAAAGUUAAUCAGGGCUCUUAUUAGAAGUGAACAAACAGAUAAAGCUGCAAAGAUCCUUAGGCUGAUGGUCAUGUCAGGUGGCAUUCCAGAUAUCAUUACAUACAAUAUGUUAGUGCGUGGUUUGUGCAUGAAGGGCCAUCUGAAAUACGCUAUUGAUGUCUUGGAAGAUAUGAGCUUGACUGGCUGUCCGCCAGAUGUGAUUACUUAUAACACUAUACUUCGUUCAAUGUUUGAUCAUGGGAAGUCUAGUCAUGCUAUUGACUUCUGGAAGGAUCAGUUAAGAAAGGGAUGCCCUCCUUAUAUAAUCACUUAUACAGUUCUUAUCGAGCUAGUAUACAAGCACAGUGGGAUUGUACGAGCUAUGGAUGUUUUGGAGGACUUGGCAGUUGAGGGUUGUUAUCCAGACCUUGUGACCUAUAAUUCAAUGAUAAGUUUUGCUUGUCGACAAGGACAUAUUGGGGAUGCAGUGUUGGUCAUUCGCAAUCUUUUAUCACAUGGGAUGGAACCCAAUGCUGUGACAUACAACACACUUCUCCACGCGUUCUGUAGUCAUGGGUCUUUGGAUGAGGUAGAUGAGAUUCUGUUUUUCAUGCAUGAAACUUCUCAUCCUCCUACUACUGUUACUUACAACAUCUUGAUAAAUGGUUUUUGUAAGUAUGGACUUGUAGGACGUGCCAUUGAUUUUUUCAGUCAGAUGAUUUCUCAAAACUGUUCUCCUGAUAUAAUUACUUAUAACACCCUCAUACGUGCUCUCUGUAAUGAGGGUCUGGUAGACGAAACCCUCCAAAUUCUUGAAUCUUUAAGUGAUAGCAGCUGCUCACCUACUUUGGUCACCUAUAACAUUGUGAUUGAUGGACUUGCAAAGCAUGGUUUCAUGGAGAAAGCUAUGGAACUUUAUGAUCAUAUGAUUAAGCAUAAAAUAGUCCCUGAUGAUAUUACCCAUCGAUGCUUGAUUUUGGGUUUCUGCCGAACAGAUCAAGUGGAAGAUGCGGUGGAAAUUCUGAAGUCGAUGGGUAAGAAAAACCCUGGGAUCAUAAAUGGUGCUUACAGAAUGAUGAUCCAUGGAUUAUGUAAGAAAAACAAGGUGGAUGUUGCAAUACAACUGCUAGAAAUUAUGAUCUCAUCUCGAGUCUGGCCUGAUGAGACUAUGUAUUCUACUAUCAUUAAAAGUGUAGCCGCUGCUGGUAUGGCAGAGGAGGCCAUGGAGUUGCAUAGGAAAAUGAUUGAAUGGAAUAUUUUUAAAGAAGAAAGUGUUUUAGCUGUUAAUUGAAAAGCAUGGCCAUCAUAUUUGCUGAGACAUCUCUUCAGCAUGUGUGCACUUCAUGCUCUACAAUACAAAUUAUCACAAGGUAGCAUUUCUUUUACAUAUUAUCAUUCCUACUUGCGACAGGUACAGUCCCUUUGAGUUUCAAAAUUUUGUUUGUUGUAGUAUCAUAGACGAUUUCAAGUUUUGGGAUUCAAUAUGUAGUUGCUUCACUGUUACUGUCUUCAGAUUCCGCGAAUUUUCGAAUUUUACUAAUACAAGUGUAGCUUGUAUGAACUUGAAGUAGUUCCACUUCCAUGCACUGUGAGUUCUUGUUUUAUAAACUUGUCCUCUGUAGCUUUUUUAGGUAAGAUAUUCUAUUUUAAUGUUUUUUUUUUCAUGUC